This is a messenger RNA of Pungitius pungitius (ninespine stickleback), 5447 nucleotides long. It is a transcript of the gene megf11, whose product is annotated as multiple EGF-like-domains 11. The record is from RefSeq and is a predicted model, not a curated record. Gene Ontology annotation, molecular function: protein binding; scavenger receptor activity. Gene Ontology annotation, biological process: heterophilic cell-cell adhesion. Bases 44 to 3424 code for a protein of 1126 amino acids. The transcript is spliced from 26 exons. Lineage: Eukaryota; Metazoa; Chordata; Actinopteri; Perciformes; Gasterosteidae.
CCCCACCCUCCGAGGACCACAGGCUGUAGGAUUAGAGUGAAGAAUGGGGUCGUCUGUUGCCCUGGCGGCCCUGCUGCUUGUCCUGGGCUUAACCCCUCGUGUAGGGAGCCUGAACCCGGACGACCCAAACGUUUGCAGCCACUGGGAGAGCUACGCUGUGACUGUUCAGGAAUCCUACGCUCACCCUUUUGACCAGAUCUACUACACCAGAUGCACAGACAUCCUCAACUGGUUUAAAUGCACACGGCACAGGAUCAGCUAUAAGACGGCUUAUCGGCGGGGAGUGAGGACCAUGUACAGGCGCCGUUCGCAGUGUUGCCCCGGUUACUUUGAGAGUGGAGACUUGUGUGUUCCUCUUUGUACAGAGGAGUGUGUCCAUGGUCGCUGUGUGUCUCCUGAUACAUGCCUGUGUGAGCCUGGAUGGGGCGGACUGGACUGCUCCAGUGCAAACACAGCCAAUGGAACAGGCUGCGAGAGCGACUACUGGGGACCUCAUUGCAGUAAUCGGUGUCAGUGCCAGAACGGGGCUAAGUGUAACCCCAUCACAGGUGCGUGUGUCUGCACUGAUGGGUACCAGGGAUGGCGAUGUGAGGAGCCCUGUGAGCAUGGUUAUUACGGCAAGGCGUGCCAACUACUCUGCCAGUGUCUCAAUGGUGCCACCUGCAACCACGAGACAGGAGAGUGCAUCUGUGCACCAGGAUACUCGGGAGCUUUCUGUGGCGAGCGCUGCCCCUCCGGGAGUCACGGGUCGCAGUGUGAGCAGCGCUGCCCCUGCCAGAAUGGAGGAACGUGCCACCACAUCACUGGAGAUUGUUCCUGCCCAAUCGGGUGGACGGGUUCAGUUUGUGCCCAGCCGUGCCCUCUCGGCAAGUACGGCAUCAACUGCAGCAAGGACUGUUCCUGUCGUAACGGAGGACUGUGCGACCACGUCACGGGGCAGUGCCAGUGCGCCGCUGGCUUCAGUGGACGCAGGUGCCAGGACGACUGUCCUGUUGGCACCUUUGGUCCGCAGUGCAACCAGAGGUGCGAGUGUCAGAAUGGAGCAAAGUGUCACCACAUCAACGGAGCCUGUCUGUGUGAAACAGGAUUCAAAGGCCCUAAUUGCCAAGAGAGAUUCUGUCCUCCAGGCCUCUACGGCCUCAUCUGUGACAAGUACUGCCCCUGUAAUACCACCAACACCGUGAGCUGCCACCCGCUUUCUGGUGAAUGCACCUGCUCUGUGGGAUGGACCGGGCUUUACUGUAAUGAGAGCUGCCCUCCUGGAUACUACGGAGAGGGAUGCAUGCUGCCCUGUAGCUGCACCAACGGAGCCGACUGCCAUCCUGUCACAGGCACCUGUACAUGUGCCCCCGGGUACAUGGGUGAGGACUGUGCCACCGUGUGUCCUCCUGGUCUCUACGGACCAAGCUGCAUGUCCACCUGCUCCUGCCAUAAUCACGCAUCUUGCUCUCCAGUCGAAGGCUCCUGCAUCUGCAGGGAAGGCUGGCAGGGCACGGACUGCUCCCUCCUCUGCUCCAGCGGUACGUGGGGUCCGGGCUGUAAUCAGACAUGCUCAUGUGCCAACGGAGCUGCGUGUGACCCCAUGGAUGGCAUCUGCACGUGUUCCCCCGGGUGGAGGGCGGAGCACUGCGACGAGUCCUGUCCCGACGGCACUUAUGGGCUGGAGUGUCGCGAGCGCUGUGACUGCAGCCAUGCUGAUGGUUGUGAUCCAGUGGGCGGCUACUGUCGCUGCUACCCCGGCUGGACAGGAAUCCACUGUGAUAACGUGUGCCCACAAGGCUUCUGGGGACCCAACUGUUCAGUCAGCUGUUCCUGUCAGAAUGGAGGAUCCUGCUCUCCAGAAGACGGUACAUGUGUGUGCGCACCUGGCUACAGGGGGACGUCCUGCAAAAGAAUCUGCUCCCCGGGCUUCUACGGGCAUCGCUGCAGCCAGUCGUGUCCGCAGUGUGUGCACAGCACCGGGCCGUGCCAUCACGUCACGGGCCACUGUGAGUGCCUGUCCGGCUUCUCUGGUUCUCUGUGCAACCAAGUCUGUCCAGGUGGCAGGUACGGGAGGCACUGCGCUGAGAUCUGCCUCUGCACCAACGGCACCUGCAACCCCAUCGAUGGCUCCUGCCAAUGCUUCCCUGGAUGGAUUGGGGAGGAUUGCUCUCACGCCUGUUCCUCUGGGCACUGGGGCCCCGAUUGUCUCAACUCGUGUAACUGUCACAACGGAGCCCAGUGCAGCGCCUAUGAUGGAGAGUGCAGGUGCAGCCCCGGCUGGACCGGACUCUACUGCACACAGCGCUGUCCUUCGGGGUUCUACGGCAGGGACUGCUCGGAAGUCUGUCGAUGCCAAAACGGCGCGGACUGUGACCACAUUACUGGCCAGUGCGCCUGCCGAACAGGCUUCAUUGGGACGAGCUGUGAGCAGAAGUGUUCUGCUGGUGCAUUUGGAUAUGGUUGCCAGCAGCUGUGUGAGUGCCUGAACAAUGCCACCUGUGACUACGUGACGGGAACGUGCUACUGCAGCCCCGGAUAUAAAGGCAUCCGUUGUGACCAAGCAGCUCUUAUGAUGGAGGAGCUGAACCCGUACACUAAGAUUAGCCCGGCAACAGGCUCGGAGCGGCAGUCUGCAGGAGCCGUGAUGGGCAUCAUCUUUCUGCUCCUCAUCAUCACGGCCAUGCUCAGCCUGUUUGUGUGGUACAGACAGAGGCAGAGGGACAAAGGCCACGAGAUCCAGCCCAGUGUGUCCUACACACAAGCAAUGCACAUCAACAACACAGACUAUUCCCUGUCUGAUUGUGGCAGUACUGUAGCGAUGAGGACCAACGCUGCCGAGGUCAAUCCGAGCCAAGGCAGCAGUGGCCCGUGCUUCUCCAACCCCAGUUACCACACCGUGGCCCAGUGUAAUGUUGUCUCAACCAUCUCCAGCAACCUGGAUGGCACUCUGACCCUCAAAUCGAGCACUCUGAAAAGUCGAAAUGGCUCAGAAUGGAGAGCCUACUGCAACCUUAAUGACCUCGAUGUUCAGGGGGAGCCACAGAGAUGCUCCAAACCAGAUUACAUCAAGAGCUCCAUGUGUGGCAACAGCUCGUGCUCCCUGAAUAGUGAGAAUCCAUACGCCACCAUUAGAGAGCCACCAGGGUUGGCUUGCAAGCACACAGAGAGCAGCUAUGUGGAGAUGAAGUCCCCCUCCCACCGUGAGGUGCCCUUUGGAGGCACUGCCACCCUCCUGGGCAUUGUGAGCAGGAAUGUCUAUGAUGUUGAACCGACAGUGAGUGUCCUGCAGGGACCCAAUGGAAUGGCCACCGGCUUCUCCCAGAGUCCCUACGACCUCCCCCGUGGCAGCCACGUCCCCGGCCACUAUGACAUACUGCCAAUGCGUCACAGCCCCACGCACACCCCCCCGCCGCCCCCGGAGAGCCCCAGCUCCCUGCUCUAGAAGGAGAACCCUCCGCCGGACUCUGAAAGGCGUGCCGGCAUCCGGGCAACGUUCAGCCAACAUCACACCAACGGCCAACCAGCUCUUUGGCUCCCUCUCCGGCAGCCUGUGGCACGGAAAAGGGGGGGGGGGGGUAUAGUGUCACACACCAGCGACCAUUCAACCGUUUUAUUUUCUUAUUGAACUGAUCAUUCAAACUGCCUGCCCGGGUUCUUUAUGGACCUCCUGAAGGGGAACAUAAUAGUUCCAAACAGUGCUAAGGGCAGCAGACAUGGAUUGAGCGGACCGAUUAUUUAGAGGGAGAGAGCUGUGCUCACGCUCUUUUUAAACCCGUGAUAUAGGUUUACUGUUGUGGAGCAGCCCGAGUGUUUAUAAUGCCCCGUAAACCAAAGUGAUUUUCUCCGCAGGAAGAAAGGAAGCAACCUUGACCAUUUCAAAGCAGGGGAGGAUUUACUACAUACAGACAUCAGAGUGUCUGAAUUUGGUCAGUGUCUGAGCUUGUGCAGCAGCUGCAGAUCACAACACAGCUCACAUGAAAUAUUAUGAUUAUUUCCCCUGAAAGGUUCAGUCAAUUGGUAGAGAACGCUAUGUUCUAAAUGUGAAACAUGAAAACCCGGCUGAGAGUGAUCCAACUCUGAUAAAGCAUGGAUAAAUUGUAAAUUAUUGUAAUGCUCUUUUUAUUCUCUGUUAUCCACAUCACACAUUUAAAAUUAAGGCAUAACAUUGUGUGUGUGUGUGUGUGUGUGUGUGUGUGUGUGUGUGUGUGUGUGUGUGUGUGUGUAACUCAAGAGCUUCUUUUAAGUUGCAGUGUAAUUAGGGCCUGAUGUUUCCAGAGAUGCAUUCAGGGCAACAGUGUUUAAGCUUAAUGCCGUUACUCAGAGACACACACAUACAAUACUUCUCAAGUUUGGAUUUUCUCUCCACACUCAUGAGGGCAUCAGAUAUUGUGUUGUUUUUCUUCAGCACUUAGUUUACACUUUUUAUUUAUUGGGUGUUAUAAUGGGAUUACGUUGACCGUUUAUGUUUUGUAUUCAUACAACUAAUGGCUUUAUUUAUGAAUUUAUAUUAGUAGGGGGACUUUUCAUCAAUGUGACACUAGAAUUUAAAAAAGAUGAGCAUGAUCAAAUAAUGGAUACCCACUGAUGUAAUUUACCUUCUUGUGAGAUGAUCAGUGUCAUUUUGUGUGUGUUUUUGAAGUUAAAAUGUGCAUUCUCUCUCUGUCAAAUUGUAAAUUAAAAAUAAGAUUUUAUCUGACCAAGUCUAGACCCACAAAGUAUUUACAAAGGGAACCACACAAUAUGUAAAAAGUUCAUUUCUUAAAUAUUUUAUGUUCAGCCAAAUUAAAUGAUUCAUCAAUUAAACUGAAUUUAUUCAUUCACUAUGUGAAUUCCAUUUCACUCUCUUUAGAAGCAAUAACAUGUUGACAAUCGAUGCCCAGACAACGAUUCAUUAGUGAUGGACAGUAUGACAUCUUUGACCAGUGUGCUGACAGUGGAUCAUAUUUUACGUGACUGUUUGUUUUCCGGUUGCUGUCCUAUCAAUGCUGCUUGUUGGUUUGGUACAUCAUUUUAAUAUUAUAAAGCCUAUUCUGUCAUGAGAAACCUGUUCUUCAGGUUACAAACAACAUCAAUUUACAUCUUGUGUCAGGUGUUACACUGGACACAUCUCUUUUCGGCUGUUGCAGAAAGAAACUCAAAACAUUAUUCAAAAUGAAUAUUGAAAAUUCUGAUAAUUGAAAAAUUCCACCCUCAGAGAUUAGAAAUAAUACUGAUAUCUGUUACUUUGUGCCAAAAUCAUAGCCUCUUUUUUAUUUUGAUUAAUGAAUAUGGACAUUUGGUCUCUCAUGAUAAAUAAGCUUUUCAAAGAGGUGAUCACUCAUUAAUUGUAGGUUUCACAAUUCUGUAUAACUUGUAAUUUAAAAAUGAUUGUGUUAUUUGUCCCAAAUGUCUUCUUCUUCUUCUAAUCUAAUGAUAUAAUACAUCAAAAUACAUCUAUUUGCAAUGGAACAUUAGGGUGGAGUAAG